Molecule: messenger RNA, 2725 nt
Organism: Cucumis sativus (cucumber)
Lineage: Eukaryota; Viridiplantae; Streptophyta; Magnoliopsida; Cucurbitales; Cucurbitaceae
Product: probable galacturonosyltransferase 14
Exons: 6
Coding region: 496-2103 (535 amino acids)
Molecular function (GO): polygalacturonate 4-alpha-galacturonosyltransferase activity
Source: RefSeq, a predicted model, not a curated record
AGAAAAAUUGUUCCUUUAAUUGCAUUACACCAAACCUAGCUCUCUUAUUUCAGAUCCUUACUUUAUCUCAUUCAUUCAUUCAUUCCCCACAACAUGAAUUGUUUUAGAUCGAACUGAUGAUGAUUCCCCCACAAAAUGCUCUUCUAGAGUGAUGGGAUUUGAAAGCCUCACAAUUUUCUUCAACAUUUUCGAUUAUUGGGUGAGAAUUAUUCACCAAUUUCUAGCCUAAACCCAAUUGGAAUCUCUUCGUUCUUGCUCAUUGCGGUAUUUAAGAACAACCCACAAACAGAAGAAAAAAAAAAUCAAUCUGAAGCAAUCCCAAUUUGGGUCUGAAUGUGGGUUUUUGCGUAAUGGGUUGUCGGUCGAUCGAUUGAUGGGCAGUAGUUUAAGACUGCUGGAGGUGGUUCCACGAGGGAGGAGAUUCGAUGGCGCUAUUUGGGUAGUGAUUAUUUCAGGUAAAAGUGGCGACCUGAAGAAGAAGGUGCGGAGAAGACGAUGCGGCUUCAUUUUUCGCCUAGCAUGAGAAGCAUCACGGUCUCGAGUAGUAAUGGGUUUAUUGACUUUAUGAAGAUCAAAGUUGCAGCUCGUCACAUUUCUUAUCGAACCCUUUUUCAUACCAUUCUCGUACUCGCUUUCUUGUUGCCAUUCGUCUUCAUUCUCACUGCUGUCGUUACGCUUGAAGGUGUCAAUGACUGCUCCUCUCUGGAUUGUUUUGGCAGGACAUGGGGACCUCGCCUUCUUGGUAGGGUUGAUGCUUCAAAGCAGAGAUUGGUGAGUGAAUUUUACAAGGUAUUCAACCAAGUUAGCACUGAGGAAAUACCAGAUGGUCUAAAGUUGCCAGAUUCCUUUAGUCAGUUAGUUUCAGAGAUGAAAGACAACCGUCAUGAUGCAAAAACAUUUGCUUUCAUCCUGAAGGCCAUGAUGGAGAGAUUUGAAAAGGAGAUAAGGGAGUCCAAAUAUGCAGAGCUCAUGAACAAACACUUCGCAGCUAGUUCCAUUCCUAAAGGAAUUCAUUGUUUAUCUCUGCGGUUAACUGACGAAUACUCAUCAAAUGUUCAUGCACGCAAUCAACUGCCUCCUCCAGAGUUACUGCCGUUGCUCUCUGAUAAUACAUACCAACACUUUAUUUUGUCUACUGAUAACAUUUUGGCAGCUUCAGUUGUUGUCAAUUCUGCUGUCCAAUCAUCUCUCAGUCCUGGAAAGAUAGUUUUCCAUGUCAUUACCGACAAGAAGACUUAUGCAGGGAUGCACUCAUGGUUUGCUUUAAAUCCAGUCUACCCAGCUACUGUCGAAGUUAAGGGCACUCACCAUUUCGACUACUUAACAAGGGACAAUGUUCCAGUGCUUGAGGCUGUUGAAAACCAGGAAGGAAUCAGAAAUUACUACCAUGGAAAUCAUAAUAUUGUAGGGACCAACCACACCAAUACAACUCCUCGAGCGUUUGCCUCAAAAUUGCUGGUUCGAAGUCCCAAAUACAUAUCCUUACUUAACCAUCUCCGCAUGUACAUACCUCAGCUCUUCCCCAAAUUGGACAAGGUGGUCUUUCUAGAUGAUGAUGUUGUAAUUCAACGUGAUCUGUCUCCGCUUUGGGACGUUGACCUCGAUGGAAAGGUUAAUGGAGCUGUUGAAACUUGUAAAGGUGAUGAUGAGUGGGUUAUGUCAAAGCGAUUCAAGAUCUACUUUAAUUUUUCCCACCCCCUCGUAGCAACGCAUUUAGAUCCUAAUGAAUGUGCUUGGGCAUACGGCAUGAACAUAUUUGAUCUUCGUGUCUGGAGAGAGUCGAAUAUAACAGAAACCUACCACUGGUGGCUGAGAGAGAAUCUUAAGUCAACGCUGACAUUGUGGAGGCUGGGUACACUACCGCCUGCUUUAAUUGCAUUUAGAGGUCACAUUCAUCCAAUUGACCCCUCAUGGCACAUGCUUGGCUUGGGAUAUCAAAACAAAACAAACAUUGAGAAUGUGAAGAAAGCUGCAGUUAUUCACUACAAUGGCCAAUCUAAACCAUGGCUACAGAUUGGCUUUGAGCAUCUCCGGCCAUUUUGGACCAAGUAUGUCAACUAUUCUAAUGAUUUCAUCAGGAACUGCCACAUUUUAGAGUCAUAAUUCACGAACUAUAGGAGGUAAAAGGUAGAGAGAGAACGCCAUAACGAACCAAACUAUGUUACUCUGGAACUAUUACUACUCGGCUAAAGAAAUUUGGAGUUUUACAUACAUGACACGGUGAGCCACAUUACGCAAUGUUUUAGAUCGAGUUAUAUUGCUGUAUGGCCUGUGUCCCGACUGAGACCAUUAUGUUUGCAUAAGCAUGGGAUUCUCUCAUCAACUCGUAAUGUAGCAAUUCAUUUGGUCUUAGUUGCUGAGGAUACCGCCUUGGUUCUCAUGAGUAUAUUUUGGAAUAUAGCAGAAUGCAUACAAUACCGAACAUCCCAUCACAUAGCUGUUAUCUACAGAGGCACGAGCAAGGCUAGGACAGGUCCAUCGGUGAGUGCUUCUCCAUAUGGUUGGUCACCGAACAAUAAUUGUCUGCCCUUCAUCCUUUUAUAUUUCAUAGUACCAUGUUUUCUAUUUUGUAUUUGAUAAUAUAUGAUGACUUUGAGGACAAGGCCUGACGGCUAUUGGUUCAUUGGAUUGGAGAAUUCUUCAUAGAUGGGUUCUGUUUUAUUUAGAUUCGUUCUGUACCAGAUAUAUUUUUAACAAUGUGAAGAAAAUUCUUUCUAUUCUGUCA